Messenger RNA from Lachancea lanzarotensis, 1086 nucleotides. It is a transcript of the gene MET22, whose product is annotated as LALA0S02e09934g1_1. Gene Ontology annotation, biological process: sulfate assimilation; phosphatidylinositol phosphate biosynthetic process. The record is from RefSeq and is a predicted model, not a curated record. Gene Ontology annotation, molecular function: 3'(2'),5'-bisphosphate nucleotidase activity. The coding region runs from base 1 to 1086 and encodes 361 amino acids. Lineage: Eukaryota; Fungi; Ascomycota; Saccharomycetes; Saccharomycetales; Saccharomycetaceae. The transcript has a single exon.
AUGCCGUUCGAAAAAGAGCUUUUUGUAGCCACUCAGGCAUUGAGAAAGACGUCUUUAUUGACCAAACGCAUCCAAGCUCAGGUCAUCGCCAGUAAGGACAGCACAAUCACGAAAGAGGACACCUCGCCCGUAACAGUGGGUGAUUACGCAGCUCAGGCUAUUAUCAUCAAUGCAAUCAAAGCAAACUUUCCUAACGACAAGAUUGUAGGAGAAGAAGAGUCCAAAGGAUUGACCAGCGAAUUCGUCACUAAAAUCUUGAGAGAAAUCCAGGCCACCGAUGUGCAAUACAAAAACAAAUUUGGUGCUUCAGGCUCCCCACUAAGUCAAUUUCAGUUCACAAGCUCGCAAUUUCCAUUGGACUCACUCGAUGACGUUCGCAAGGUGAUAGAUUUAGGUGACUUUGAAGGAGGUUCAAAAUCCAGGUUCUGGUGCCUGGACCCCAUUGACGGCACAAAGGGAUUUUUGCGUGGUGAACAGUACGCGGUGUGUCUUGCUCUGAUCGUGGAUGGCGUUGUACAGCUUGGAUGUAUUGGAUGCCCUAAUUUACAGCUUUCUCAAUGGGGUGGAAAGGACGCAAACGCUGGUCUAGCACAGGAAUUGGGAUACAUUUUCCGUGCCGUUAGAGGCCAAGGUGCAUUCUUUUCGCCUACCUUGGCAGAAUUUGACUGGGCUCCCGUGCAUUGCCGCACGCUGGCCUCCACCAACCCUAUGGUCUCUUUAGAGGGUGUUGAGAAGGGUCACUCUGCUCACUCAGAGCAAUCGCAGGUCAAGGAGGCACUUGGUAUCUCUCAAUCGCUGCAUUUAGACUCUCAGGUAAAAUACUGUUUGUUAGCUUUGGGACUCGGUGACGUUUACCUCAGAUUGCCCUUGAAGUUGUCUUACCAGGAAAAAAUCUGGGACCAUGCAGCAGGCAACGUGCUGGUGCACGAAGCGGGUGGUAUGCACACUGAAAGCUUCAAAAACGAGCCUCUGGACUUUUCAAAGGGUAGAACUUUGUUGUCCAAGGGUGUCAUUGCAUCCAGUGGUCCUGCAGAGCUUCACGAAAAGGUAGUAAAGGCCGCAUCUGAUGUGAUGAACGAUAAAUAA